Messenger RNA from Bufo bufo (common toad), 2502 nucleotides. Its product is annotated as zinc finger protein OZF-like. NCBI's taxonomy places the organism in Eukaryota, Metazoa, Chordata, Amphibia, Anura, Bufonidae. The coding region runs from base 348 to 1805 and encodes 485 amino acids. The record is from RefSeq and is a predicted model, not a curated record. The transcript is spliced from 4 exons.
UGGGCGAUCCCCCGUGUAAGAGUGAGAUGGAGGAGGACAUUCCAGUUCAUGUGACCUCAGGCACACUUUUAAAUAAAAAGAGAAUCAUGCUCACCUUUUCAGCUCCAUUCUCUGUGCUUCCAGUCAAGUCCCAAUCCCUCUAUUUACAGACUGCAGCGGUGACGUGCCGGUAUACGGCACCUGACCACUGAGGAUAGUGAUUGGCUGCAGCUGUCACAUGUUAUUUACCUGCACAUCACCACUGCAGAUUGUGAACAACCAGCAAGAGGAGGACCGGAUCGAUCGGCAGUGCAGACGACGGUGCAGGAGAAAGAGGAAAUCCAAGUAAGAAGUCUGAGGGAACCUUCAUGUUAUCACUAGAUCAUAAAGUAGAAGAUGAAGAUAUCAUGCAGCGCUCUUCAGGAGGUUUCAUUGCCUGUAAUGAACAUCCAGGACCUCACAGUACAGAUCCAUCAUAUAAUCCUCCUAAUCAUGUGGAACCUUCUCCUGACCAAUCACAGAUUGUUAUCACAAGUGCUGGGCAGAAAGGAGGUAAAGAGUUUCAUUGUGGGGAAUGUGGAAAACAGUUUGCAUACAGCUCUGGUCUUUGUAGACACAGAAGAAUUCACACAGGAAAGAAGCCGUAUUCAUGUUCACUUUGUGAGAAAUGUUUUAUAAGCAAAUCAGAUCUUGUUAGACAUGAGAGAAGUCACAUAGGAGAGAAACCAUUUUCAUGUUCUAAAUGUGGGAAAUGUUUCAAAGAAGAAUCAAAUCUCCUUACACAUGAGAGAAUUCACACAGGGGAAAAGCCGUUUUCAUGUUCAGUAUGUGGGAAAUGCUUUACAGGUAAAUCAUAUCUUAAUCGUCAUGUAAGAAUUCACACAGGAGAGAAGCUGUAUUCCUGUUCAGAAUGUGGGAAAUGUUUCACAGUAAUAUCAAAUCUCCUUACACAUCAGAGAAGUCACACAGGAGAGAAACCAUAUUCAUGUUCAGAAUGUGGGAAAUGUUUCAUAAAUAAAUCUAAUUUAAUUACACAUCAGAGAAGUCACACAGGAGAGAAACCAUAUUUUUGUUCAGAAUGUGGGAAAUGUUUUACAAACAAAUCAAAUCUUAGUAAGCAUGAGAGAAUUCACACAGGAGAGAAGCCAUAUUCAUGUUCAGUAUGUGGUAAAUGUUUUGCAAAUAAACCAGACCUUUUUAAACACGAGAGAAGUCACACAGGAGAGAAGCCGUACUCAUGUUCAGAAUGUGGUAAGUGUUUUGCAAAUAAACCAGUUCUUGUUAUACAUGAGAGAGGUCACACAGGAGAGAAGCCGUAUUUAUGCUUAGAAUGUGGAAAAUGUUUUACAAAUAAAUCAUAUCUAGUGAGACAUGAGAGAAUUCACACCGGAGAGAAGCUGUCUUCAUGUUCAGUAUGUGGUAAAUGUUUUACAGUUAAAUCAGAUCUCAUUAAACAUGAGAGAAUUCACACAGGAGAGAAGCCAUAUUCAUGUUCAGUAUGUGGGAAAUGUUUUACCAUUAAAUCAAAUCUUAUUAUACAUGAGAGAAUUCACACAGGAGAGAAGCCAUAUUCAUGUUCACUAUGUGGGAAAUGCUUUACAAAUAAAUCAGAUCUUAUUAUACAUGAGCGAAUUCACACAGGAGAGAAGCCGUAUUCAUGUUCAGUAUGUGGGAAAUGUUUUACAAAUAAAUCAUAUCUUGUUAAACACGAGACAAUUCACUCAACAGAGAAGCCGUAUUCCUGUUCACAAUGUGGGAAAUGUUUUACCAACAAACCAUAUCUUGUAAGACAUGAGCGAAGUCACACGGGAGAGCAGCAAUGUUAAUGCUUUAAACAAUGUUUUAUAAGAAAAUCAUUCUAAAACUCAUCAGAGAAUUCACACAGAGAAGAAACCACAUUUUUGUUCAGAAUCAGGGCUGUGGAACUGUUAAACCAAAUCUCUGAUCCCAACUCCGACUCCUUCAUAAAUGGCCAAUAAUUUAGUAUGAACGUACUGUGGUAAAAUUGUAAAAUCUGGCCUUUUCUCACUGGCUACUUAGAGCAGAUACUGUAUUUAUGGGAAUACAAUUUCUGAAAUUCCUAACAUUUUUGUAAAUCCCUGUAAGUAAAUAUAUAAUAACUGGAGAAUUCUGUUAUAGACCUGAUAAUUGUAAGGAGUCUAGGAAUGUGCCCUCAGGUAGAGAAGCUGGAUAUGUCUGUGUAGCGGAGGCAGGCUGUGGCCACUUGUGAAAAGUUACUUAUUCCUGGACAAUUCCUUUAAUGCUGUCAUCUUGUUCUGUCUAGCAGCUCUGAGAUGACUGCAGGAAUGCCCGAUACUUCCCGGUCUUCACUACUGAGCAUGUGCGGCGCUAUUUCAGGCCUUGGAGCAGCAUUAGGAUACCGAGUAUAAAGGAAGGGGGGGAGAGGUGAGAAGUGAUUUUCCAUCCACCCUAGAACACCCUGUGCUUAUUUUAUUCUUGAUUAAUUGGGGCUUUAGAUUGAUGAACAUUUAAAUAUAUUUAUGAUUUAACAUUUCUACAUUU